GGCUCUCACACUGCCCCUCUAUUGGUUGUUGUCCACCCCAAUGCGUUCAUACGUCUAGAGCUCCAGAAGCUCUGCUCUGUAAUCAUGAAGACGUGCUUUAGUGCUUCUUGUGAUCAUCGCAUAUAGCUCGCGCUCUGGACUACAACGUGCUCCUCUCACUCUACCAACUGCUCUAAACAAGAGACACAACCACAUACAAGCUGCAACACAAUGUCCGCCAAAGCAAUCGCAAUCGUAGCAGGUGUCGGCGCCGGUACUGGAGCGGCAGUCGCUCGUCGAUUCGCUCAAGCAUAUCCUGUAGUCCUUCUGGCUCGAAAUUCGGAGAACUUCCAGCCUUACGUGGACGAGAUCAACAAAUCGGGCGGAAAAGCUAUCGGAAUCUCGACAGAUUUGGGGGACAAUGCUAGCAUCGCGAAUGCUUUCAAGCAAAUCGAAUCCGAGUUCCCUGGUGCUCCAAUCGCAGCGGCGAUCUACAAUGCCAGUGGACGAUUCGUGAGGAAGCCAUUACUGGAAUUGAGCGUGGAAGAUUUCAUGGCUGGGUACGAGGUCAGCGUCAAAGGAGCAUUCGUAUUUUCACAGCACAGCAUUCCUCUAUUGCUCAAGCACGUUGAGGCCAACCCUUCAGCUGACACUGCAUCGAACGUGAAGAGUGGUAACUUUCCACCCACGCUGGUGUUUACUGGUGCAACAGCUUCAGUGAAAGCGAAUGCGCAGAUGUCCGGCUUCGCGUGUGCAAAGUUCGCAAUGCGGGCCCUUUCUACUUCACUUGCAAAGGAAUUCGCGCCCAAGGGGGUCCACGUCGCUCACGCAGUAAUUGAUGGCGUUAUCGACAUUCCAAGGACAAGGGAGUGGUUGAAGGAUCAACCACCAGAGGCCAAGAUUGCCGCUGAAGAUAUUGCCGAAAGUUACUGGAGUCUGCACACGCAGAGCAAGAGGGCCUUCACCAAUGAGAUCGAUAUCAGACCACAGCUCGAGAAGUGGUAGAACUGGAGGAACAUUGUAGUAGCCACAAGCACGUCCCAGAUAAUACCGCAGAAUGAAGCUCUCCUGCAUUUGACUCACUCAUGGGAGACAGCAAGACUCACAUCCAUUUUGUUCA
This is a messenger RNA of Cercospora beticola, 1099 nucleotides long. RefSeq lists its product as uncharacterized. The record is from RefSeq and is a predicted model, not a curated record. Lineage: Eukaryota; Fungi; Ascomycota; Dothideomycetes; Mycosphaerellales; Mycosphaerellaceae.